Molecule: messenger RNA, 6224 nt
Organism: Porites lobata
Lineage: Eukaryota; Metazoa; Cnidaria; Anthozoa; Scleractinia; Poritidae
Source: the annotation of a GenBank genome assembly
AUGAACCUGCAACAAGCUGCAGUAGCUGUCAUUUUCACCUGUUUGCUGCUGUUUCCUGCGCAAGCUUGGUGGCCAUUUUCCAGCUCGUCCUCAGAGGAAACUGGUAGCGAACAGGGAAGACAUUUGCAAGACAGCCCGGUCCCUUUUGAGAUGUCAACGGCCGAGGAAAAGUUCUUGGCGGAAGCAAGAAAAUACAUGGGAGACCUCAGCCCCUUGGAUUCUUGUCAUCAGAUUGUAAGUAUUCAGAUGGAAAGAUAGAGGAUUGGAUGGGAGAGAAAAUAGUCAAUUUAUCUUUACAAAUUUUCUAAGAAAUUUUAAAGGAAGAUCUCGAGGAUUUAUUUGUUCUUUAUUAGACUUUCCCAAGCUCUCGGUCAGUGCAGACCGGCCGAAAAAAGAGGGCUAGCUGGGAAAAAAAUAGCGAGCGAAAAACGCUGGGAAGAGAGAAGGGGAGAGCCAGUAAGCAUCUUUUUAAUUACCUCGGUCCUCCUACUUCCACAAAAACCGUUUCUCGUGUCCAGAUGGCAAAAUCUGUGGUGAAGGAGGGUUUCACACGCUCGCCAUGUUUGUUUGGCUUUGCGUGUGCGAAGGCAAGUGAUUGACGUAAAUGUUGACGGAAACUGCAAAAACUGACCAAUCAUAGUGUAUACCAGGAUUUGGGAUACCGGAAUGAGGUAUUGAAAACAAUGCUUGCGACUUUUAAUUCCCUCUCUCUCCCCGACCCUCGCGUAGCCCUCGCGUGGUUUUUGAAAAACUUUUUUGAUCUUCUUUCCUAGUAGUUUGGAGCCUGGAACAGGAGAGUUCUUCAUUGCUCCUUGUUUCAGUGUUUUGUUCUGAAAAUUGUCCUUUUAAAUUUCAGGUCAUUAACCGAAUCAAGAAAUCGUGUGGGGAUAUCAAUGAAGUGGAACUUGCAAAGCUGGGUGUGGCUCUUUUAAACUGUCAAUCAAAAUCUGAAGGAAGACGGACAUACGAGUGCACAGACGAAAUGGUUAGUGUUCAAAAUUGACGACGAAAUGGUCAGAAAGGCGGUCUAAGUAGCGAAUCACUCAAUCCAUCUGUCAUUUUUUUGGUCAGUAGGGAACUUAUGAUCCUACAACGGCGACUCUAAUACAAACGUCAUACAAAAAUAGACUUCGCAUCCUUUCAUACUUUUUGCGAUUAUUUUCUCUGAUCUGGGGCUGGAGAGAGAGGAUCGGGUCGAAAAUCGGACAGAGACGGUACAUAUUUAUUACCUUGCCGUUCCCGUUCCAUACAUGGAAAAGAAAUUUACAAACAAGCAUGAUGCACUUGCAGAGGUUGUUUUUUGCUUCCUAAACCUAUCAUGUUUUAGACGUUCCCCUUGCUGUCGCUGUCGUAGUUUCGUAAGGUCCCUGUGAGUAGGUGUUUUCUUUAUUUAUCGGGAGCAUGCGAGCACUUAAAGUCGCUUGAGUGAUCCAGUUGUUUAAUUGGCCGUUGUAAUGCUGCGUGUGACACUGGGUCGGUGUUGUGUCCUUGCGUUGAAUUCCUAAGGACAAUAUUUAAGUUCAGACCAAUUGGUCAAUAAUUCACGAUUUUUAGCAAAAUGGUCACGUGACAAAUCACGUGACUGAUUAACACAACAUUUAUACUUUAAAAUUUUAAGGACGAUGAUUUCUUUAUGUGCACCAAAUUUUGAUUCAGUACAUCAUCUAUACCGAAGUUAUCAUUUUCCACAGGUAAACCCCUUAUAUUAGUCCCAGGCCUUAAACUACUUGAGUACAAUUCGUUGCCGCUGUUGCAGGGAGACGUCGCGAAACGUCCAAAGUUCAAGUUUAACGAAAGACGUGAGCACGAGAAAACAAUUUGAUGUUCUUUUUCUGAACUCAGAUACAGCCUUUCAGAAUUCUACUCCAGAAAAAUUUGUCAAUAUUUGACAAACUGAACGAGACAAAUUAUGAGUAAAGAAGUUUGAAGCGGCACGAAUUCACUUUUGUGUCACAUUUUCGCUAUCGCCGUCGUCGUUGAUGCUGAAGCUCCUUCCUACAAACAACUGCUAGAAUUAUGAGACGGCUGAGGCCGUUUUACACGCGUUCAGUUUAUUGUGAUUUGAACAAUAUACCCAUACAACAUUUCUUUUCAGGAACUGCGUGAAUGCACAGCUGAUAUGGACGCAAACACAUGGAACAGUUACCACAUCAUUAGUAAUAGGGCGCGGUCCAUUUGUUACGCCACCAGACAGCAACAAUUUAGACUCAAGACAGAGUUCACUGUCAAUAAACUGGCAAAUCAGGCGGAGAAUCAGAUGCAUCUCAUGAACCACCUACAGGUCAGCUUGUUUGAAACGGUUAAUGAUUGUUGUGAGUAGUAUGGCGGGGAACAAAUUAUCCUCUUUCGGAAAAAUUCUUAAACGUGCGAUAGAACUCAAGAAAGACCUCAUCUCAACAAGCAUACUUGUUCGCUUGCUUCUGAAGAAGCGGGCGAGGGUAUGUUCACGUGAAGUCCGCGAGCAUCAAGUUUUUCAUGCGUUUUAAGAUUCUUAGGCCCGUGUCUUUGAACAAAUUCUUGGGCAAAUCGUCUCUAUAAGAGUAAAAGUACUCAGCAAUACAAAAAAGGUAGUGUCAAAAGAGAAAAAGGCUCACUUCCCGCUGACGCACGUAGAUCAAAAACGUCACUGCUUAUAAACUAAACUAUAACUGCACGAGUUUUCUUUUUCAAAACAGGAUGGUCAACGAAGGCUGACAGACGUUGCAGAGGAUACAGUGAUAAGAGUAACCGCUGGCCAAGAACGUCUCGUUAGGCAACAGCAGCAGCUGCAAUCUAACUACGAAGAUGUCCAGCGGUCGAUCUCCUUUAGUUUAAGAGGAAACGUGAGGGCAUUAAAUCAUGAAAAAGUGUUAAUAGAUAAUGGUCGCAGACAGCUGAAGGAGAUGGCCAAAACGGUUAAAGAAAAGCUUGGUAAGGAUAUGUAUAAUGUCGGGGGGUUUAUCUGCCAUCUGUAUCAAAAACAAAAAGUCUGGAUAAGCCCCCUCGAAUCCAGCCAAUCAGAGCACACCAACGUGCAUCGGUUGUCUGCCAUGGAUGCGUUACGAGGUGCUCGUGAUUGGUUGGUUUAGUUACGGAUUGGUGGUCUCUGAUAUCGUUCUCCCCUAGUCAGUCGAAGUUUUGCGUUAUGUUUCUGCUUACUGUCAAUCUGAGUAGAGAUGAUUUUUUCAACCUACAGAAAAUGCCACCUUGGAAAUUAAGAAACAAGACGUGGACAGAAAAGUAAGCCAUCGCAAAAUCCUUGAAGAUCUGAACAGGAUUCGCAGUAAAGCAGAAGAAGUGUGGAAUAAAAUUGGUAAGAAUUUUAACCCGGGGAAAUUGGUCAUUUUGAGGUAGGACUGUGUUUUAAACCCAAAUUCUUAGCCAGUUUUCUGCGCAACCUCGUAACAUCCAAGAAACGAUGGUGUCCCCAAAAUAUUCCCAUGGUUGAAUUCGACCCAACUACGGGCCAGUCUUGCGUGUAACCUCAAAACCUGGGGGGAUACUCGCUGUGCUGUGCUGCUUCGUUCCUGGGCGCCCGCCUCAACUGUUGAGUAGAAAACGCGACUACGAUUGGUCAAGGAGUAUCGCGCAAUGGAACAUGGGAGCGAUCAGCGUUGGCGCAAAGGUGUGCACCUUUCUCAUGAUCCCUUGCCCAGAACCAAGUCGCCCCAACCGCUCUCGAUCACGAAUCCGCUAGAAUGCACCUGGGUACGAGGCAGCUCCCUGAGUUAGCCAGCGCGGGAAGGCUCUGUCCGAAAGCGGUACCAUUUUCAGGCUUUGGAUAUACAAGAGCAGAGAAAAGGGAUUUCUUGAGUUGAAAUAUAUGAAAAAAAAAACAAAAUUAGUAAUUUGGGUAUUCAAAAUGGCCUACCUAAAGUAUUUCGAACAGAGGUACCUUAUGGUUGUAUCAAUUUAAUUUUUUAAAGGCCCCAUUAAGUGGCAAGAAGACUUGCUGUAGGGGGUAUGUGGACGGCGUAUCAUUUUUCAAUGGAGGUAUAAGAAAGGGCUACAUAUACAAGGGCAAGACGUUGGACCUCGAGGCGGAGCGCUCCCACAUAUAAAAACGUUGCUGAGUAGAAAUACCCCCCCCCCCUCCCCUGUGCUUCAAAAUGGCUAAUAGCUAAAGUUAAAAUACUCUUUACCACCCAUGUCGCUGAACUACGUGGACAAUGAUUUCCCACUGAAUAUCUUUCUCUUUAGACCAUAGUACUCUGCAGAUGAUGUCGUAUCACAGCGAAACGACGCAACAUUACAACGAGACGAUGCAAAACUUGAAAAUCAUCAACGAAACUAUUGUCUACUUACUCAAGGUAUUUUGGGGUCUGAAAUUUUACGAGUGCCUUUUGAAUUGCUUCCACUACUGACAAUUAAAAGUGGAAUAAAUUCUUUUAUCAGGUAACGAAUCAAAUGCAGGAAAAGAUCGACGACAGACUUUCGUGGUUGACACAACACCUAGGAGGGACUGGUGACAAACUAGCGAUUAUCACCACGUGCCUAUUGCAUGCUGGAUAUUUCCUUUUAGCGACCCUUUGCAUUUUGUUCCUGAAUGCUCCUCUUUUCACGAGACUUGUUCUUCUCAUACUGGUGCCUAUCAACGCCUGGAGCGAAAUUAAAUUUCGUUCCAGUUUAUCGUACGGUUCGCUUUCGUGUCUUCUUACAUUGGCAUUAAUUGGUAAGUACUUUUUCGUUCCAUCAGUAGCGUCAGUCAAGCUGUCCAAGGAAUUUUUCAUGUCUUCGAUUUUCCGCUCUUCUGAGGGUACGCGGCGUCAGGGUUGCGGCGAUAUCCAAUUUUCCCUCCCCUUUGCAGCGAUUACAAAUUUCUCUGCCCUUGCCGCCAAUCAGGACCGGGACUCCCAUUUACCACGUUCGGCCUUAAUUGAGAAAUCUUAUUCGUUUAAAAAGUUACAUCACUUUGCAGUGUCCUACUAACGCUAAUGAAACUGCAAAUUGUUUUUUUCUAUUUAGGAAACUGGUUGUUUUUUUACAUCAGGAGGAAAUAUUCUCAGUUCCAUGAAAACCUUCUUUGUGCACCCAAGUCUUCACCUCUUGCGUUGAACGUAGAGUCUUUUGUCAGCCGAUGGUCACGUGACAAGACUCCAAGUGACAAAGGGAAUGAAUCGGAUGUGACAAGUACGUUUUACUGUUUCCUUACGCUCUGGCACAUAUUCCUCUCAUUGCACUCGCGUACGUGUUCAAAAACAAACGCGCGCACCGCGUUCAAGUCUUAAGUUCGUUCGAGUCUACAUUAUGGACAUUUUUUUCAGUUUAGACCAUUUUUUUUAAUUAACGAAACCUAUCAUUUUUUCUUAGUUUAAAAUCUCGCUCUUUCCUCUUAUCAUUAAUUAUCGUGUAAUUCGGUACCGUUUGGAACCCCCCUUGCAUAAUAAACCUUAAAGACUGGUCCCGAGGGAAACAGUUAAUAUUGUUUACCGAGAAUCUCAGGGCCUGUUUAUAUGAAGGUGGGGUACCCUAGCAAGGUGAGGUAACUCGCCUAGGUGGGGUAACCCCGCCUGUCCAUAUAAACUCUCAUUUUCACUUGACCAUGUUUACAUGAUAGGUGGGGUGACCCGCCACAUGUUACCUCACCUAUCUGGGGUCCCCCACUUCCAUGUGAACAGGCCCUCGAUGUUUCCCGAGGCGGAGCUGAGGGAAACUUUGAGAUUCAAACAAAAUUUACUGUUUCCUGAGGGACCAGUCUUUAAGUGAUUCGUUAUCUGGCUGGAAAUUCAUUAAACCUCGCUGUAACAGCGGUCGUCGGUCAACAUUCGCGGGUAAUAGUGCACUGUUACCCUCUGACGUCAUAGAUUUUGCAAUGAUGCCCGCUCAGAUGUUUUGGUGCCAACAGUUUCAUUGUUAGAUGUCACGUGACCUCGAAGUAACCAAUGAGAGCGCGCGCUGAGGGAAAAAAUUUCCAGCUAUAUAACAAUCCAUGUUAUAACAUCCAAUGGAUUGAACACCAUGCUAGUAAUGCGCGACAAUUCACUUUCAUUUCUUUUUGUUUAGGUAUUUUGGAAGACUCGGCCAUCCCGACAUCUUGUGUUGGUCCUGUAGGAGAUACCAAACGCCAGUUAGAUCUUUCGAUCCCAGAAGCGACCUCGACCCCAAGCAAGGUCAGCACACCGCGCAGGCGCUGUGGCGCUCUCACACGGACAGGAUCCGCCUGUAAAAAUGUGAUAUCAAAGGGCAGUUUAAAAUGCCGCAGGCAUUCCAGGAUGGAAUCAAGCUUUAUCCCGGAUGAAUGCUAG